Molecule: messenger RNA, 1854 nt
Organism: Sinocyclocheilus rhinocerous
Lineage: Eukaryota; Metazoa; Chordata; Actinopteri; Cypriniformes; Cyprinidae
Product: homeobox protein MOX-2-like
Exons: 3
Coding region: 31-1116 (361 amino acids)
Biological process (GO): positive regulation of transcription by RNA polymerase II; somite development
Cellular component (GO): nucleus
Molecular function (GO): DNA-binding transcription factor activity, RNA polymerase II-specific; RNA polymerase II cis-regulatory region sequence-specific DNA binding
Source: RefSeq, a predicted model, not a curated record
GCUGCCUGGCAACUCUUGAUCGCAACGUGCAUGGGAUUAUCACACACACGUGUACAGACACACUAUUUUUCUUUUUCCUUCAUUUUCGUCUUUUUUAAGGAGACCCUGUUUGAAGUGAGAAGCAACGGAGCGUUUUGUAUUUCUGCUGUUUUGUUUUUGUCUUUGGGAAGUUUUCUUGUGGUUUUUGUUCCACUAGCGGCUGGUUUCAUGCAUGCGAUGGAUCACACGCUUUUCGGCUGUUUGCGCAGCCCUCACGCCCCUCCGCAGGCCCUGCACCCCGCCUUUGCCCUUCACGGACGCUCCGAGCACCUCUCCUCGUACCCUGACCUCUCCACCUCCUCUCCUUCUUCUACCUGCAUCGUGAGCGGUUACCCAGGUGAGGAUGGGGGACUGUUUGGGGGAUACGGGCAUCAGCGAGGGCUGCCCAUGUCCCAGCAGCAUCAUCAUCAUGUACCCCAACCGCAGCAGACCGGAUGGCACAUACCGCAGACGGCCAGUGUCUCUCCGGCCAGUGCCCGUCUAGGACUGGGGGUCUCGGCCACUGAUUCAGGCUCUUCGGACAUGGGCCCCGGAGGCCCCAGCCUCUGUGCAAGCACACCGAGCCUCGGCGGAGGGGUGCCCUCGGGUGCCUCCUGUGUUCCUGGAGGGGAUUUCGGACAUCAUACGAUGUCUCCAGCCGAGGCGGAGAAAAGGAAUAGCAAACGAAGAAGUGACAGCUCUGAGUCCCAAGAUGGGAAUUACAAAUUGGAUGUGAGCAGCAAGCCAAGGAAGGAGCGGACGGCGUUCACCAAAGAGCAGAUUCGAGAACUCGAGGCAGAAUUCGCCCAUCACAACUAUUUGACCAGACUGAGGCGGUACGAAAUCGCCGUAAACCUGGAUCUCACGGAAAGGCAGGUAAAAGUGUGGUUUCAGAACAGACGGAUGAAGUGGAAGCGAAUUAAAGGAGGCCAACAGGGGGCAGUAGCGAGAGAAAAAGAGCUUGUGAAUGUGAAGAAGGGAAAGCUGCUUCCCUCUGAGUUUUCGGGAAUUCCUGGACUUCACCAUACACCGGACUCGCUUAUCAACAAUGAGGACAGCCACGACAGCGACCAGAGCUCUGAGCACGCUCACUUAUGAUACAAACACAUCCCAUCUGCCUUUCGAUGCUUAUCUGGGGCCAUGUUCCGUUAGGGAUUAUGUUAAGUACGGACUGAAAGUACACAAAGACUGUAUGUGCCAAUGAGGAGGCACUGCCAAACGACGCCUUUCAGGACAGUUCCUGUGAUGCCUCAGAGUAGUGACAGUGCUCACUAAACAUGUAAAAAUGUACAUAGGACUGAUGUUUUGUUGUGCAUUUGGAUGAUACAGAAUAUUUGUGAUACUUUGGCAUCAAUAUUCACAAAGAAAAAGUGCCCUGCUAGUUUGACAGAAAUGUUUACACGUUUGAAAGGUGCUGUAAGUCAUUUUAAAAUCCUGCCUGUCAGCAAAGCCGAACAGCAUCCCAGAUUUGUGUUGCUGUACACAGAGCCUAGGGACUUCUGUCAGGUCGUAUGGAUAUUUUUUGCAUGCUAUUCCAUAAAAUAAUCACUUACAGCACCUAUAAAGAACCCUUCUAGGCUACUGCUCUAUUACUUGAAAGACAGAAUCUAGCAGUCGAAACUGGCCCAACAACAUUCCAUUCUGUUCUUGCAUUGAAAAGUUGUAUGCUUGUCAGUUUCUGUGCCAUAAUUGAUUUCUACUGUAUGUUUUUGUACAAUGUUGAUGUCAUCGGAAUAAUGAUCAAUCAAGCGUGCAGUCAAAAACAUUUGAGAUAAUAUUAUGGCAUGUAAAUAUAAUAUAAAUAUUCCUAUUUUUCAAAAAUCUGACAGCUGUAUC